Messenger RNA from Triticum turgidum subsp. durum (durum wheat), 1779 nucleotides. The record is from the annotation of a GenBank genome assembly. Lineage: Eukaryota; Viridiplantae; Streptophyta; Magnoliopsida; Poales; Poaceae.
AUGUACAACCUGCAAACUCUGAACCUCUCUGGUUGCAUAUAUCUUGGUGGACUUCCAAGACAACUGAAGUAUAUGACUACGCUCCGUCACCUUUACACUCAUGGUUGCUCACAGCUGAAGAGCAUGCCUAGAGAGCUCGGAAAGCUCACAUGCCUACAGACACUUACAUGCUUUGUAGCAGGCAGUGAGCCUGAUUAUAGUAAUGUUGGAGAGCUUGGAAAAUUAAACCUUGGUGGUCAACUAGAGCUACAGAAUCUAGAGAACGUCACAGCAAAAGAUGCAGCAGUGGCAAACCUCGUGAACAAGGAACUAAGAGAUCUGACAUUAAGAUGGUCUGCUGGAGAGACUGAAGAUGAUUCAAGAGUGCUCGAGAAUCUCAAACCUCAUGAUGGGUUGCAUGCUAUAAGAAUACACUUCUAUGGAUCCACCACGUUCCCAACAUGGGUGGCUAUGUUACAAAACAUUGUUGAGAUCCAUCUUUUUGAUUGUAGAAAACUACAAUGGUUGUUCAGCCAUGACUGUGAUACAACCUUCGCAUUUCCAAAACUAAAGCAUCUUACAUUGGAAGGUCUUGUCUGUUUGGAGAGAUGGUGGGAAAUAGGUAAUGGUGGGAUGCAAGAAGAGAUCAUGUUUCCUCUGCUUGAGAAGUUGCUUAUUGAGGACUGUAAAAAGUUGACAGCACUGCCAGGACAACCGACCUUCCCUAACCUCCAGGAGGCCAUUAUUCUGGAUUGUCCAAGGUUGACAACUGUAGCUAAAUCACCAAAGCUCAGUUUAUUACUCAUCGCAGGACGUGAGGACCAGUUGUUGCUAUGGGUAGCUAGACAUAUGACUUCAUUGGCCGAGCUGACACUGUUUUGCCGUAAGGACAAUACAGAAACAACCCUGGCGGCGGCUGAGGAUGGUUUUAAGGAAGUGGUGGACGGUAAGGAAGAAUGGAAUGGUCAUGAUCUCCCUCUUGCAGUUUUGAAAUUAUGUCACUUUAAAUCAGUUCUACCAGGGAUGUUUGCAUGUUUCGUACACCUUCAAGAUUUAUCAAUUAUGUCAUGUGAUGCGCUCGUUCACUGGCCAGAAAGAGAGUUCCAAGCAUUGGUAUCCUUGAAGAGGCUUGAGAUCAAGUAUUGCAGUAAUCUGACUGGAUAUGCACCUGCCGAGCCAUCAACAUCAGCAGAAACGAGUCAGCUCCUGCCAUGUCUAGAGUAUAUGUAUAUAUCUGAUUGCAACAGCUUGGUUGAGGUCUUCAACAUCUCUGCAUCUCUCAGGUAUAUUGAAAUUUGUUGUUGCAGUAAGCUUGAGUCCCCAUUCGGCAGGAGGCUGCAGCAGGGUCAGUUAGCACCAUGGAUUCAUCAAGGGUCAUCUAGUGUACUGGAGGUGUCAUCAUCAUCAUCACCCAGAGCGGGGCCGAAGCAUUUACAAGUAAAUUUACGCAGGUGUGCUGGCUUAACAGGGCUCCUCCAUCUUCCCCCGUCCCUCAAGCGAAUAGCAAUUUCUUAUUGUGAUGGGUUGACGUCUCUGGAAGCUCCCUCAGGAGUGCUCUCAUGGCUGGAGAGCCUUCAGCUUUAUGAAUGCAAUACCCUAUCAUCCCUACCGGAUGCUCAAGCAUACUCAUCUCUCCGAUGUCUUGACAUUGACGACUGCCCUGGUCUGAAAACGCUCCCUGCAAGCCUGCAGCAACGACUGGGCAGCCUCGAGUGGGAAAGAAUAGAUGCCCAUCAUUAUGGAAAUAAGCCUGUGCUUCUGAAACCCAAGACAUGGAAAUAUGCCAUCCGUAAAGACUAG